UAUCAAUAUUAAGUUGGCAGUUCCGCAGCUGCUCUAACUACGUCGACGCUUUUAGUUUUAGCUAUUUUCUAAAAUUUACAAUGCUCGUACAUUAAAUACUGAAAGAAUUUCAGCAUGUAGCACUCGUGUAUACCUACGGACGUGUACAAAAUGAAAGAAGUGGGCAUAGCGCUGCCCACAUCGCGGGGUAUAGGCGUAGGCAUUGUUGGCGCUUUUCUUCUAUUCUUCGUUUUCUAUUAUUUUUAUGGGGGUUACAUGACGCUUACGCUCUUUGCAGCCAUUUUACUACUUAUCUUUUACCAUGCACAAGACCUACUCUUGUAUCAUCCGGAUUUGCCAACAAACUCCCGCAUUUACAUACCCAUCCCCACAAUGCACAACUUGCCGCAUCUUACCGUUAGCAUAAAGACGCCUGAUGGAGUUACACUGCAUGCCUUUUGGAUAAGUCAACGCGAGGAGCGUUGCAAAUCUGUGCCCACACUAAUCUACUUCCAUGGCAAUGCGGGCAAUAUGGGACAUCGAAUGCAGAAUGUGUGGGGCAUUUAUCAUCAUCUGCACUGCAACGUCUUGAUGGUCGAAUAUCGCGGCUAUGGUCUAUCGACUGGCGUGCCUUCCGAGCGUGGUCUAGUAACAGAUGCACGUGCCGCAAUUGAUUAUUUGCACACGCGCCAUGACUUGGAUCAUUCACAGCUUAUACUGUUUGGUCGCUCACUGGGCGGCGCCGUUGUAAUCGAUGUAGCUGCCGACGCUGUCUAUGGCCAAAAGUUAAUGUGCGCCAUUGUAGAAAACACAUUUACUAGUAUACGUGAUAUGGCGGUCGAGCUGGUGCAUCCAUCUGUGAAAUACAUACCAAAUCUAUUGUAUAAAAAUAAGUACCAUUCACUUAACAAGAUAAGCAAGUGCUCGGUGCCUUUUCUAUUCAUAUCGGGCCUUGCAGAUAACCUAGUGCCACCGCGCAUGAUGCGUGCCUUGUAUACCAAAUGCGGUAGCGAACAGAAACGUAUGAUUGAAUUUCCGGGGGGUUCACACAACGACACCUGGAUAGUCGAUGGUUACUACCAAAGCAUUGGAAACUUUCUGGUCGACCUACUGCAGCAGCCUUCUCCGCUGCAAAAGCCACCUGAGAAAAGCAACGUCUGGGUCGAGCUGGAGCAUAAGAUCAUCGAUGUUUAACUCCCCCUUAUUUGAUAGGUAUACACAUACAAACUUACACAAAAAGUGUUCUAUUGACUGUGUUAACACUGCAUUGGUUUAUUACUGAUGCACACAUACA
Drosophila navojoa is the source of this 1273-nucleotide messenger RNA. RefSeq names its product abhydrolase domain containing 13-like protein Bem46 (gene Bem46). NCBI's taxonomy places the organism in Eukaryota, Metazoa, Arthropoda, Insecta, Diptera, Drosophilidae. The record is from RefSeq and is a predicted model, not a curated record. Gene Ontology annotation, cellular component: membrane. Gene Ontology annotation, molecular function: palmitoyl-(protein) hydrolase activity.